Messenger RNA from Tuber melanosporum (Perigord truffle), 1396 nucleotides. RefSeq lists its product as uncharacterized. The coding region runs from base 149 to 1396 and encodes 415 amino acids. Gene Ontology annotation, biological process: NAD+ catabolic process; NADP+ catabolic process. Gene Ontology annotation, molecular function: metal ion binding; NADH pyrophosphatase activity. The transcript has 6 exons. The record is from RefSeq and is a predicted model, not a curated record. NCBI's taxonomy places the organism in Eukaryota, Fungi, Ascomycota, Pezizomycetes, Pezizales, Tuberaceae. Gene Ontology annotation, cellular component: cytosol.
UCUUCUACUCGGGUACUCCUUGGUCGACGGUGCUACCUGUAGUGUAUAUACCGGUACCGGUACCUACCACUCCCCCUACCACUCCCUCUCCCCCUCCCCAACCACCACUACAUUCCACACUACUUGAGCACGAGUACUACAUUACAAAAUGACCCAACCCUACACCGCCACAACAGAAUCCCACAAAACCUCCAUGCUCUCCCGGAAAUUCGGUCAGGAGAUAAUAAACUACUUCUCCGGCAGCCCGCUUAACCGUGUCUCCUUCCUUCGCUCAAGCACCGCAUUCCUGCGCGCCGCGCUGCCGCGGUCCAAGUUCCUACUGAUGCGGGACUUGGAGCCGCUCGCGGCGAGCAAGACCACGCUUGCGUGGGUGGGGUACGAGACUGUGCGCGAGCUCGUAGGGAACCCGUUUGACACGGAGGAGGAAGAGUUUUUGAGGGGCUAUGAUUCUAGGGUUGAGAUUCCAACGUUGGUAUUUUUGGGGAUGAAUGAGGAGGGGACGGGUGGUGGUGGUGGUGGGGAGAGCUUUGAGUUUGAAGGGGAGGGCGGAAAAUAUGUUGGAGGGCCGUGCUUCGCUUUGGAUGUUACGGAAAAAGGGAGUUUGAAGGAGGAGUGUGAGAAGGUGCAGGAGGAGGCAGUGAAGGGGGCGGAAGGAAGAGAGUUUAGGAAAGUUAGAUUGGAUUUGAGCCUUGUCCCUUCGGAUGCGGCGAUACUAGCCCAAGCAAGAAGUCUCCUAGACUGGAAUAAUCGCAAUCAGUUCUGUUCAGCCUGCGGCGCCCGGACUGUCUCCGUCCACGCCGGAACCAAACGCAUCUGCCCACCCUCCGACAAGGCAUUCCAAAAGGAUCCCGAAGGCCCACCAUUCGAGCGACCACCCUGCAUCUCCCGAAAGGGCAUCCACAACAUCGCAUUCCCGCGCACCGACCCGACCGUAAUAAUGGCCAUCAUAAACUCCACCGGCGACAAAGUCCUCUUAGGCCGUCAACGCCGCUGGCCAAAAGACUUUUAUUCCACCCUCGCCGGCUUCUGCGAGCCCGCCGAGUCAGUAGAAGAUGCCGUGCGUCGCGAGACCUGGGAAGAAUCUGGCGUGCGUGUGGGCCGCGUGGUAAUCCACAGCACGCAACCAUGGCCGUACCCGGCGAAUCUGAUGAUGGGUGCGAUCGGUGAGGCGCUCCCGGGUGGGGAGGAGAUUGUCUUGAAGCAUGAUCCUGAGUUAGAGGAUGCUCAGUGGGUGGAGGUUGGGCGGGUUAGGAACGCGCUCCAGGAGAGCACUGGAACGCCGGAUGUGGAGGUUGAAGGGGCUAUUGAGGGACAGUUACGACUUCCGCCAUCGACUGCUAUCGCGCAUCAAUUGCUUCUUGCGGUGGUCAAUGGGUUUCAUCUGGCAAAGCUUUAG